AUGGACGAUUUAGGCAUUUAUUUUAUUACUGAUGAUGAUGAUGAAAACUUAGAAAUAAAACAAGAAGAUGUAAUGGGUAAGGAAGAAACAAAGAAAGAGGAGGUGAAAAACGAAGAAGAAACAAAAAACGAAGAAAUAAAGAUAGGAGAAACGAAAAAAGAAGAAACAAAGAAAGAAGAAACAAAGAAAGAAGAAACAAAGAAAGAAGAAACAAGUGAGUGUGGUAAAGAGAAGGACCAAGGUGACGAUUGUGUAAUAGAUAGAACACAAUCACCAAUUAUUAGUUGCAUGAAAGAUGAACCAAAGGAUGUAAGUGAUGUUGAAGAGGAUGUUACUUCUGAUGAUGAAGGUAACUCUUAUUGGCAAACCAUUAGUAAUGAAGAUUUAGAAGCAACUUGGAAGGAUGCAAUGGAAAAAAUUAGUCCGUCAGUACUUAGUUAUCUAAUGGGAAGUUAUAGAAGCCCAUCACCAAUUAAAAAAGAAUUCUUGAAUUGUAUUGAUGAAAAGAAAUACUUGUCAUUUAUGAAGUUUCAAGACUAUUGUAAAUAUUUAGACCAAUCUCCUGCAGAUCCUAAUGAAUUUACUGAAGAAAAAAUGGGGGUGUCAAUGUGCAUUACUGAAAAUGAAAAAUAUAUUAAAAGAAAAAAAGAAGAAAGGAAACAAGAAUUACUAAAACAGUAUACACAAUGGAUUAAUGAAAACCAAAAAGAUGUCAUGGGGUUAACUGGAUGGAAAAUUUUUGAAAGUAGAAAAUAUAAGUCUGAGCCUAAAUACUCAGAAUAUAAAAGAUAUUUAAAUUAUACCUUUCUUAAUGAUAAACGAACUUCUGAACUUAAAAAAAGUCGAUGUAUUGGUGAGAUGGAUCAAACUGUUUCUUCACCUAACUUAAAUAUAAGUACUACAAGUCUCAACAACAGACAAGUCACUACAUCUUUUCCUAAAACAAAUACUGUAACUAUUACUAAUAAUUCUACUAUUCACACAAACCCAAACCCAACUACUUUUACUUAUUCUAUUCCACCACCAAUACCCAAAACAAAUCCAGUACCUAGUACAACUACUCUACCAACUCAACCACAAACAACCUCUUUUCAAAAUAAUAUUACUUCAGUCCCUAAACCAGAAACAAUUCAUACUACAACUACAUUACAAUAUCAAAUACCACCACCACCGCCACCAGCUUCUCACUCUAGUACUAAUAAUUCUAAAUUCAGUAACAAACUUCGUUCAUUUAGUACUCAACUAACACAAGAACAGGCAAAUACUCUUGCUGAAAAAUUCACAAGUUCAAUACCAGGAGUUGAUCCAAUGUAUUACUUAAAUACAUUUGGACUUUUUUUUAAAAAUUACAUUAACUCUUAUGAACCAUUAUUGAAUAUGCUUAAAGAAAUGAAUUCAAAAGGUUUAUUAAAUAAAAAGUAUAAUAGUACUAUUCAAGAAGUAUUAAAUAAAGGUGCUUCUUUGGAUCAAGUUGUUUCAUUGGUUCAAAAAGAAGUUAAUUUAAAUAAUAAAUAUAAGGAACAAAGUAGUCCAGGUGAUAGUUUUAUUAAUGAAAUUAAAAAUAUGGGUAUUCAAAGGCAAAAAGCAAGUAUGGUACGUGCACUUAAUCCACCAAGUGAAGAAAUUAAAGUAAAGUACCAACAAAUUGUUGAUGAAUUAUUGAAAAUGCCUUAUUUUUUGGAACGAUUUUCUCUUGACGAUGUUGCUGACACUUUCCGUCCACUUUUUCAGUACAACGUUGAUUCACCACAACUUAUAAUAGACUUUUUUAAAGGGUUAUUAGCCAGUCAUAAAAAAAUAGUUCAGUUAGGGAGCGUUGAAUUAAAACAAAAAAUUGAAAGUUGUAAUGGAAAUAUUGCAAAUAUAAAAGAAGUUACUGACUCGUUUUUGUGGAGGUUUGAAGAAUAA
Entamoeba dispar SAW760 is the source of this 1908-nucleotide messenger RNA. RefSeq lists its product as uncharacterized. The coding region runs from base 1 to 1908 and encodes 635 amino acids. The transcript is spliced from 3 exons. The record is from RefSeq and is a predicted model, not a curated record. NCBI's taxonomy places the organism in Eukaryota, Evosea, Mastigamoebida, Endamoebidae.